GAAUCCCUUUGAAUUCGUAUUUUUGUGUCAUUUAGGUAAAUAGCUAGUAGUGAAAUUGCUAAAUCAUAGGGUCAUUGGGCGCUUUUUAUAAGCCGGGCCCAGGAGGUGUUUUUUGGUAUAUUUUUUCUCAUUUGAUUCUCACAUAUUAUUAUUAAUCUCCUGUGAGGGAUGUUGAAUUAUCUCCAUAUGUGGAAACCAGGACGCAGAGAGGUCCCCCAACCAUGAAAGGAUGAACACAGGUUUGAACCCAGCUCUGCCCCUACCCUCCUCCUCCUCAGCAGCCACACUGCCUCAGCUCCGGACGCUUACGAUCCCCUUGGGGGGGGGGGGUGUGACACAGAAGAGCCCAUAAUACAAUUCCUAAUUGAUAUGUUCACUCUCCUCUUCUUUAGAAACAUUUCCCUGAGCUGAGCGGGCACACUUCUCACAACAGCCGCGGUUGUGAGGUCCCUGGCGGCUGGGGGAUCCCAAGGCCGCGAGGAACAAGAACCGGUCACCUCUGGCCCCAAGUAUGAAGUCCCAGGGUUAGUGCCCGUGGGAGGUGCCCAUGCUGGGCUCAGGAGGAGCCGGGGUGCCGAGGCCUGCUGCCCCGCCCAUGGGCGCCACGGAAGAAGGCCGGGGUCCCCGGAGUUCUGCGGCGCCACGGCUGGACCGGAGAGGGAACUGCUGAGCCUCUGCCAGGAGCCACACUAAGGCCACAGCAAUGACUCCUGUCAGGGAGAUCUCGGAGGCCACCCCAGAGGGCGAAGAGGAGCCCUAACCCAUCCUGGUACCCCGGGGCUGCUGCUGGCGAUGUGACUCGUCCCUGUGGUCGGGACCGCGCAGAGCCCAGGCAGGGGCGAUUCGGGGAGGGUCUGCCUCUGGGUGCAGCUCCACGCAGCACCAUGAACAAUAACUUCUGUCGGGCCCUGGUGGACCGGCGUCCCCUGGCGUCCCCCAGCUGCAUGCAGCUGGGCGUCGUGCCGGCUCCGCGCCGGGCGCCCUUGCCCCCCGCCGAGCCCCUGGGCAACGUGCCCUUGCUGCUGUACCCGGGCCCGGCCGAGCCGCAGUACUACGAUGCCUACGCGGGCGUGUUCCCCUACGUGCCCUUCCCCGGUGCCUUCGGGGUGUACGACUACCCCUUCGAGCCCGCCUUCAUCCAGAAGCGCAACGAGCGCGAGCGGCAGCGGGUCAAGUGCGUCAACGAGGGCUACGCGCGCCUCCGCGGCCACCUCCCGGGCGCGCUGGCCGAGAAGCGGCUCAGCAAGGUGGAGACCCUGCGCGCCGCCAUCCGCUACAUCAAGUACCUGCAGGAGCUGCUGAGCGCGGCCCCCGACGGCGCGCCGCCCGCCGCCUCCCCGCCCGACUGCCGCGGCGACGGCGAGGCCCGGGCGCCCGCCUCCCUGGUGCCCGAGUCGUCCGAGUCCUCCUGCUUCUCCUCCUCGCCGUUCUUUGAGUCGGAAGAAUCCAGCCACUGAUCGGGACCGGGGCUGGUGGUGGUGGUGGUGGUGGGGGGACCCGCCAGGGCCGUCCCACUCCCGACAGCAGCCCGGGGACUGACGGGUCACCCGGGGCGCGGCGCAGGCCCCAGGCGUUUGCGGGUCCGCGGCGCUCGGGUGUCUGCGACGCCGUCCCUCCGCCACCGCCACCGCCACCACCGACCUCAUUCCUUCCAGCUUGGGGCAGAGGUGCAGGGAGUGGGGGAGAGAGGGGCACCACAAAGACGGGAGGAGCCCCGUCGGUGCAGUGAGGGCGCAGGGGCCUGGGGAAGUUCGGGGUGCGCGCCGCGCCCGCUCCAGGCCGCAGGAGGGUAACCCAGCGCGGCCAUCCCUUGGGUCGGCCUCCCGCUCGGCUUCAGCCCCGCGCUGCGGAAAGUCAGAGCUCAGCUCCCGGUUGUGCACUACCCGCUGUGGGGGCCCUCUCCGACCUCGACCUCCGUCGCCAUGGGUGCAGCCCUGUGUCUGCGACUCCCCAGGAGGCCGGCCGGUCUUUGGUUGGGAUGAGCCAUGCCCUUGCUGCCCACGAGAUGGCUUCAAAUCCUAGCGUCCACUUCGGGAGCUUGCUUGCCACCCCGCCUCCCACCCGACCCCACCCACCCCGGAAGGAAGCCAGAUGCAGAGACAGGAGGCCAGACUGCUGCUUACACUCCGCCCAGAUCAGACUUGAGCAGAGGCCGUGUGCGUGCCUUGGUGGCGCACUCUGGCUUCCUCCAUGGAGGGCGGUUACCCACCCCCACCCCGACCCCCCAGUGUGGCCUUUUCAUCCUUUUCCCCCCAGGUUGCUUGAGGACUGCGUUUUUCCCCCUCAGACUGUAUCCCUCUGUGGGCAAUGGGACCAUAUGGCGCUGUGUUUGUACCAAGAAGCUAAAUAAAAGAUGUGUCGAGUU
Molecule: messenger RNA, 2365 nt
Organism: Zalophus californianus (California sea lion)
Lineage: Eukaryota; Metazoa; Chordata; Mammalia; Carnivora; Otariidae
Gene: ASCL5
Product: achaete-scute family bHLH transcription factor 5
Exons: 1
Coding region: 885-1457 (190 amino acids)
Biological process (GO): regulation of transcription by RNA polymerase II; developmental process
Molecular function (GO): DNA-binding transcription factor activity, RNA polymerase II-specific; protein dimerization activity; RNA polymerase II transcription regulatory region sequence-specific DNA binding
Source: RefSeq, a predicted model, not a curated record